AUGAAGACUGAUUUCAAGUUCUCCAACCUGCUCGGUACCGUGUACAGGCGAGGAAACCUCUGCUUCAGCCCAGAUGGCACAUGCCUGCUGUCGCCUGUUGGCAAUCGCGUUACUGUCUUUGACCUAGUCAACAACAAGUCGCAUACCCUCCCGUUCGCCCAUCGUCGCAACAUAUCCCGUCUCGCCUUGAACCCCAAGGGAAACCUGCUUCUCACCGUCGACGAAGAUGGACAGGCUAUUCUCACCCACCUCCACCGUCGCAUAUCCCUCUACCACUUCUCGUUCAAGGGCUCAGUCUCGUCGCUCGUCUUCUCGCCCUCUGGUCAACACUUCGCUGUAGCUCUUGGCCGUAAGAUCGAAACUUGGAGGACGCCUUCCACCCCCUCAGAUACCCAGGAUGGCUCCCUCGAGUUCGCUCCCUUCGUCAAGCACAGAGAAUAUGCCGGCCACUUUGAUACGGUACAGAGCAUCGAAUGGUCUAGCGACUCACGCUUCUUCCUUACUGCUUCCAAAGAUUUGACCGCGCGCAUCUGGAGUCUGGAUCCCGAAGCAGGCUUCGAGCCCACGACUCUUGGUGGCCACAGACAGGGUGUUCAUGGUGCAUGGUUCUCGGCAGAUCAAGAGACUAUUUGGACUGUUUCAAAAGAUGGAGCUCUCUUCCAGUGGCAAUACCUACCGCCUCGCAACGCCCCCGAAGAUGAGAUGGAUAUCGAAGAGAACUUCCGCUGGAGGAUCGCUGAAAGACACUACUUCAUGCAGACCGGUGCCACCUUGACAUGCGCCUCUUUCCAUCCGGAAUCAAAUCUCUUAGUUGCUGGUUUCUCGAACGGUACCUUUGGCCUUUACGAACUUCCUGACUUCAACCAGAUUCACAAUCUCAGUAUUUCACAGAACGAUGUGGAUUUCGUGACGAUCAACAAGACUGGUGAAUGGCUUGCCUUUGGUGCUUCUCAGCUGGGUCAGCUCUUGGUGUGGGAAUGGCAGUCAGAAUCAUACAUUCUGAAGCAACAAGGACAUUUCGAUUCUAUGAACAGUCUUACAUAUUCACCAUCUGGAGAUCGCAUCAUCACAUGUGCGGACGACGGCAAGAUCAAGGUCUGGGACGUUGCUUCGGGAUUCUGUAUUGUCACAUUCACCGAACACACAUCAGGAGUCACAGCGUGCGAAUUCGCGAAACGAGGAAAUGUUCUGUUCACAGCUUCUCUGGAUGGCUCAAUCCGCGCAUGGGAUCUGGUAAGAUACCGAAAUUUCCGAACCUUUACUGCUCCUGAACGUCUCUCCUUCUCUUCCAUCGCAGUCGACCCAUCAGGCGAAGUUGUGGCUGCUGGUUCCCUUGACAGUUUCGACAUUCACAUCUGGUCCGUCCAGACUGGUCAACUGCUCGACAAGCUGUCCGGCCACGAAGGCCCUGUUUCGACAUUGGCUUUCGCUCCUAAUGGCGGUGCACUGGUUUCAGGCUCUUGGGAUCAUACAGUUCGCAUUUGGUCGAUCUUCGCACGCACUCAGACUAGCGAGCCUCUUCAACUACAAGCAGAUGUUCUCUGCGUCACAGUACGACCGGACUCGAAACAAAUCGCAGUCAGCACGUUAGAUGGCCAGUUAACGUUCUGGUCUUUGUCAGAAGGAACACAAGAAGCUGGAUUCGAUGGUCGUCGUGAUGUUUCUGGUGGCCGUAAACUCACAGACCGUCAGACUGCUGCUAAUGCCUCAGGCACCAAGUCUUUCAACAGCAUCAGCUACUCGGCAGAUGGUAGUGUGGUUGUCGCAUCAGGCAACAGCAAGUAUAUCUGCCUUUACGAUGUCAUGUCAGGUGUCUUGCUUCACAAGUAUACUGUCAGCGUCAACCUUUCUCUCGAGGGUACGCAAGAGUUCCUCAACUCGAAAAACUUGACAGAGGGUGGUCCGGCAGGCAUGAUCGACACAACAGGCGAAGCAUCAGAUCUCGAAGACCGCAUGGACAAUUCCCUUCCCGGUGCCAAACGUGGCGAUGCUGCCUCCCGCCGCAUUGGUCCUGAAGUCCGCGUUCCAGGUGUGAACUUCGCACCCACCGGUCGCUCCUUCUGCGCUGCCAGUACUGAGGGUCUGCUCGUCUACUCUCUCGACACAACAAUCGCCUUUGACCCCUUUGACCUCGACAUCGACAUUACACCCCAAUCCACCCUCAAGACCCUUGCAAAGAAGCAAUACCUCAAAGCCCUCGUCAUGGCCUUCCGCCUCAACAAUCCUAAACUCGUUACACGCAUUCAACGCUCCGUCCCUGCCGCAGAUAUCCCUCUCGUCGUCUCCGAUCUCCCUAUCGUCUAUCUCCCCCGUCUCCUCCGCCAUAUCGCCGUUCAAAGCGAUGCUUCCCCUCUUCUAGAACUCAACCUCCUCUGGCUGCAAGCACUGCUCAAAUCCCACGGUGCAAUCCUCAAGAAGAACCAAGGCGAAUAUGCAGAAGUUACUCGUCUUGUUCAACGCGCUGUUUCUCGCAUACAAAAGGAGAUCUUCUCUGUAGUCGAGAACAACGAGUUUAUGGUGGAAUACUUGCUCGCUCAGCCUGUGCGUAAGCAGCAGAAUGGACUAAAGCUGCUGCAGAGUGUUGAGGACGGCCCGGUCCAGGAGGUUGAGAUGGCUGAUGAUGAUGAGGAUGAGGACGGUGAGGAUGGCUGGAUCGGUCUUGAGGACUAA
This is a messenger RNA of Aureobasidium melanogenum CBS 110374, 2670 nucleotides long. RefSeq names its product periodic tryptophan protein-like protein 2. NCBI's taxonomy places the organism in Eukaryota, Fungi, Ascomycota, Dothideomycetes, Dothideales, Saccotheciaceae. Gene Ontology annotation, biological process: maturation of SSU-rRNA from tricistronic rRNA transcript (SSU-rRNA, 5.8S rRNA, LSU-rRNA); ribosomal small subunit assembly. Bases 1 to 2670 code for a protein of 889 amino acids. Gene Ontology annotation, molecular function: protein binding. Gene Ontology annotation, cellular component: small-subunit processome; Pwp2p-containing subcomplex of 90S preribosome. The transcript is spliced from 3 exons. The record is from RefSeq and is a predicted model, not a curated record.